AUGGUUACUCAUCUGGACUCGAAGGCACGGACAACAUGGCAAACAAGCGACCACAAUCCCAGAGACGCCAAGGGACCCGAAGCAGAAAAAACAACUCGGAAAAGGCGCUCUGGAAGUUUGGGCGGCAUGGGACUCGAUGACUCGACGACCCUCGCCACACGCAAAGCACACGACCACACUGGGAUUCCGAUGCAAAACACCACAACAAGAGCUGCCCAGCAAGGAUGGGGUUCCGCCAUCGUGCCGUCGCCGUCGCCGUCGCCGGCAUCACACACGCGCACACAUGUGACGAUGCACAACCGCCAGACAACGCCACACAGCAAGCCAAGAGACAAUUCCCCACUGCCACACGCAUCACCACCCACACGACCACAAUACAAAAAUGUUAACAAUUCAGCACCUGGCGCCGCUGCCGUUCACAACGCCCCGCAACGUGCAACCCAACGAGCACGCAACGCAGCGCUGCCCUUUCACACACACACACACACACACACACACACACGUUCCCUCUCUCUCUCUCUCUCUCUCUCUCUCUCUCUCUCUCUCUCUCUGGUUUUCUUACAGCAGUUGAGAAACCCAAAUGCCAUUCAAGUGUGA
Molecule: messenger RNA, 597 nt
Organism: Monosiga brevicollis MX1
Lineage: Eukaryota; Choanoflagellata; Craspedida; Salpingoecidae
Exons: 1
Coding region: 1-597 (198 amino acids)
Source: RefSeq, a predicted model, not a curated record